Plasmodium relictum is the source of this 3000-nucleotide messenger RNA. Its product is annotated as conserved Plasmodium protein, unknown function. The transcript is spliced from 3 exons. The record is from RefSeq and is a predicted model, not a curated record. Lineage: Eukaryota; Apicomplexa; Aconoidasida; Haemosporida; Plasmodiidae. The coding region runs from base 1 to 3000 and encodes 999 amino acids.
AUGGAAAAAUUAAGUGAGAUAAAUAAUAAUGACAAAAUAAAAAAGAUUUUAAAAAAUAUAAAAGAUAGUGAGAAUACGAAAAAUAAAUUUUGUAACAUUCUAUUGUUAACGAAAAAUAUAAAAGAUUUAAAACAAGAUGAUAAAAUUAAUGUUUUAAAAGCAAUAGAUGUUGAAUUUAUUUGUUUAUUGUUACGUUCAAAAAAUGAAUUUAAAUUAUUUACUCUUCGUUUAAUCAAUAGCUUAGUAGCCAACUCUACUUUCCUCUAUUUAAAAAAAUGUUUGCCUUUUAUAAAUUCUAUUAUUUACCAUUAUUUAUCUUAUAUUAAAAAUGUAGCUAAGGAAAUUAAUAAAAUUGAAAAAAAAGAAAAUAACAUAAAAAGAGAUGAGAAGAAUGAAAUAGAAGUUAAAAAUUGUAAAAGUGAGAGUGAAAAAGAAGAAAAUAAUGCAUAUCAUGAGAAUGAUAUGAAAGAUAUUAAUGUAAUUUAUAAUGAAUGCUUAACUUUUUUUCUAAAGAUUCAAGAAUUUUUAAAAACAGAAGAUAUAAUAAAUACAACCUAUUAUAAUGAUGAAAAUAAUGAUAUUGACGUUGAUGUUGAAAUGUAUUUUUUUAGCAAAAGUUUAAAAAAAAAAUAUCGUAGUGAAAAUAUUAUGGAUAGUAAUAAUGAAAAAAGAGAUAUCAAUGAUGUGAUUGAAACAAUAGAUAGUGACAAUUUAAAUUCUGAUUCUGCAUUUUCUGAGGAAGAUGAAGAAAAUUUUGAUUCAAAAGAACAUGAUUUUUAUUAUCACGAUGAGAAUAUUUGUUUAAUUGAAUUAAUUUUGGGCGUUUUAAAAGAAAACAUAUUUAUUAAAGAAUUAAAAAAUGGAAAAGAUAAAAUAAAAAAAAAUACAGAAAAAGGUGAAGAUAAACAAUAUAAAAAAAAGGAUGAUGAUGAUAAAAUAAAAAAAUACAAUAAUGACAAAGUAGAUAUAAAAUUUCAGACAAUUGAUGAAUCUUUUUUUUCUCAAAUGCUAUUAAAUGAGAACAAUAUAAAUAUUUCUUUACUUUUUUUAAACAAUUUGAUUUUAAAACUUCAUGACAAUAAAUUUUUAAAGGAAUAUUUUUACUUAUUAAAUAAAAUAAUUGAAAAUUAUGAUAAACAAAAUAUAGUUACAUCAAUGAAUUGUUUAACUCAUUUAAAUAUAUAUAUAAAAAACAAAAGUUUUCAUUAUAUUUUAGAUGAAAAUAUCAUUUACAAAUUUUAUGCAAACAUUAUAUAUCUAUUUUCUCAAAUAAAAUCUGAGAAAGAAAAAAAAGUCUUAUAUACAUUAUAUUCAACCAUAUAUUCCUGUCUAAAUUUUAUGUUUGUCAAUAAAGAUUCUAUUGAUAUUUUAAAAACACCUUUAUCCUAUAUGAACGUAGAAUUAUACUUAUUUCUUGAAGAUGUUAUAAAGCAUUUAGAUCAAAAUGAUAAUAAAAAUCAUACUUUUAAUAACAAACAUUUCAAAAAAAUGUUUCAUUUAAUAUGUAACAAUAUGGAAAAUAUCAUAAAUUAUGUAAGUUAUAAUUAUUCGUUGACUGAUGAAUAUGAAAUAAAAGAAAAAAUAGAAAGAAACAGUGAAAAUGUAAAAAAUAAUUAUAAAGUUAUUAAUAAUAACACAAUUAAUAAUAAUAAUAUUAAUAACAAUUCCAGUAAUAAUGACAUUAAUAAUAAUGUGAAUCAUAACAAAAAAAAAGAUAUUUACGAAAAUAUUAUUAAAAAUAAGAAAAAGGAACAAGUAUGUAGUGAUAUGCUAUCAAAUAAAAGUGUUGAGAACACAUUAAUAAGUAAUAAUAACUUAGAAAUAAAAGAUGUCUAUGUAAUUAUAUCUAAAAUAAAAAAAUCUAUUGAAAUUUUAUUAGAAUUUUUAAAAGAUAUAAAAAGCAAAUUUAAAGAUUUUAAUGAAAAUUCCAACAAUUUUAAAAAAUUUAAAAAUGAGUUUAAUGAGGAAAUAAAUUUAUUGAUACGAUUAUUUUGCAAUUACUUAAUUCAUGAAAAUGUUCAUUAUAUUGACGAUUUUAUAAAACUAUUAGAAUUUUUUACUAUUUUUCUAGAAGAAGAAAACUUUUUUUUUCUUUUAGUAGUAAAAAAUGUUCACGUUGAUCGUUAUUUUAAUAACAAAAUUUUUAUCUCAAAACUUUUUCUAUAUAUUUUUGAUAUCAGUAUGAAAAAUAUUACUCAUGUAAAAAUUUUAUUUAAUUUAUUUAAUAAAUGUGCUUUUAAUAUAAUAGAAUUUCUUGAAGUAAAUGUAGAAAAAGAUAUUUCUGAUAACUCAUUAAUUAUUGAAAAUUCCAUUAAUGAUUAUGAUUUAAUUGAAAAUUUAAAUAUAUCAGUAGAUAAAUUAAGUAACUUAAAUUUUGUUUAUAUAAUAUGUGAAGAUGAAUAUCUUAAGAAUACUGAUAAUAGUUUCAAAGGAAAUGUAAAAAAUAUUAUUUUUUUUAGCACUCAUUUUUUCUUUUAUUAUUAUUUUAAUGUUUUGCAUAAAAAAAAUGAAAACUUACCUCAACAUAAUUUCGAUGUUAUUAAAGAUAAUUAUUAUAAUUUAUGUAACAAGCAAAUUCAGAAAGAUGAAAAAAGUUUUUUUCUUUCAUUAAAAAUUUUAUUAUCCAUUACUUCAUUGCUUUUUAUGAGAUUUGAUGCUUAUAUAGUAACUCAUAUUUUAAAAAAAAAGGAUAUUCUUUUUAUACAGGAUUGUUUAAUUUUAUCUCUUUUAAAUUUGAAAUAUAUAAAUGAAGAUAAAAUGAAGAAUAAUGAAGAAAGUCAAAUAAAAAAAAAAAAGAAGAAAUUUUUUUUUCAAAUAUUAAAAUUGAUUUAUUUUAUUAUGUAUUAUCAUCCUUAUUUUGUAUCUUUAUUUAUUUAUCGUCUAAAACAAUUGAAAGAAGUAAAUGAUAUAACAUAUUUUGAAACAAGCAGAAAUAAAAUGAAGGAAAAAUAUAUUUCUAUUUGUUUGUUUUUAAAUAAUUUUAUUAAGAAUUAUGUAUAA